GUAUGUAUAUGACCGAUAUACAUGCAUACAGACAUAUAUGCACUUAUGCAUACAUAUGUAUGUACAUAUGUGGAUGUUUAAUAGACAAUCUGUUGCACAAACGCUUUUUUGGCUGAAAAUUCUAAACAACGGAGGCAAAGACAAGCAAACGUAUAAAACUUGCAGGGUUGCAUUUACCGUAUUUAAACAUAUUUUUUACAUAUGAAAGGAUUCGGCCUACAUGAUUUUUUUUUUUUGUAAUAAUAUGUAAAUGCUAUUAAUAAAAAACAAGUGCACAUGCAUAAGCAUUCAUAUGUACAUAUGUAUGUAUGUAUAAUAAUCAUAUCAACGCAUGUUACUUAUACGCCAAGUAGGCCAAAACAUUUAUACAUUUUUUCGCCUCCACUGUAAACAUAUGUUCAGCAUUAAGUUCUCUUCCGGUUCAUCACUAAAAACUAACAAUGACGUAGUUAGAUAAGUAGUGACAAAAUUGUUGAUAAGCAGUGCCUUACUAGAGUGUAUCAAAAAAGCGACGAAUGUUAAGUCGCCACUAUAUAAUAAAAGCUGUAUACUCCAGCAGGGAAGCUGAUAUAUAAAUUUGUCUUGCUUGAACAACACAAAUUGUCAAGUAAUGGAGUUGUAUCAACAUCUUACCGGCAAUAGCUAAAGAAAUUGCUUAUCGAGGAUUAAGUAACACAAAAAGUACUUAAAUAAGUAAUCGGCAAAAUACUUUCAAUAUUCAGUAUGAAUUUUGCUGAUUUUGUGAUUGGCGGUUUAUCAUCCACGGGUGCUUUAUUCUUUACAAAUCCGCUUGAGGUGAUUAAGACACGCAUUCAACUGCAAGGAGAAUUAGCAGCGCGCGGCACAUACGCUGUUCCCUAUAAAGGGAUUUUGCAUGCCUUUACAACAGUUGUUAGAAAUGAUGGCUGGGUCGGACUACAGAAAGGCCUUGUGCCAGCAAUGUACUUUCAGUUUAUUAUGAAUGGAGUACGUUUGGGUAUAUAUAAUACAGCAGUCAACAAGCAGUGGACACGCACGAAAGAUGGGGUUGAAUCGUUUGGUUUGGGCCUCUUUUGGGGUGCACUUGGAGGUGCAGUUGGCGCCUACUGCUCCAGUCCGUUUUUUAUGAUAAAGACACAACUACAGUCACGAGCUCCAAAACAAAUUGCUGUUGGUUAUCAGCAUCAUCACACUGGCAUGCUCAAUGCCAUACAACGUAUUUAUCGGCAAGGUGGCAUUGCUGGCUUAUGGCGCGGCUCUCUAGCUUCCAUACCACGCGCUUCUAUUGGUUCUGGUGCACAAAUUGCCACAUUUGGCAAGUCGAAAGCACUGCUGCGCGAGUACAAUCUAGUCGUACAACCCACAAUGAAUUCGCUUUGUGGUGGUUUCUUAGCUGGUUGUAUUGUAACUUUGGCCAUUACACCGCCAGAUGUUAUAACAACGCGGCUCUACAAUCAGGGUUUGGAUGCAAAUGGCAAGGGCUUAUUAUAUAGUGGUUGGUUGGAUUGUUUUUUGAAAGUUGCACGCAGCGAGGGUAUAUACGGUCUAUACAAAGGCUUUUGGGCAAGCUACUUGCGGCUGGCUCCACACUCAACACUGGUCUUAUUAUUCUUCGAUGAGCUUUUAGCUUUAAAAAAUAAAUAUAAAAUUUUGUUGUAGUGUUCCUGUUUCUUUUAUGCGUAUAGGGUGCUUAUAAGAUGUUUGUAUGACAUUUACGUUAAUUUUAAGUUAAUUUUAUUUUCAAAUAAAUACGUUAUGGUGUAGAUUUUAGGAAUUCAUGAAAAAUUUUGAUUUAAUAUCGUCCCCCUUAUGCCAGAAGUAUGAAUGUGCAAAUUUAGCAAUUUUGAGUUAUUGGGUUGAUUUUAUUAACCUUUGAAUGUUUCGUGUUAGGCAAAAACCUAGAAUAUCAUGCGUACACGAUAACCACAUAUUUUGCUAUGUCAAUUACAUGAGGGUCAUAUGUAGAGCUAAGUCUCAUAAAAAACUUAUGAUAUGUCUUCCCAGAGGAAGUUGUUAGACUCACCGUAGGGUUGUGGCGGUCGAAACACGAUAAUGACGUUGAACUCGAAGCAUUUUUCAAAAACCAAAUAAAUGAACAAAUAACGUCAAACUUAAAAAAAAUGGCAAAUACAAUUAAUAAGCUCGAUAAGGAGAAAAUUCUCUGUCUAACAAACUGAUAAAUACACCAAAAAUGGCGAAGGUAUGCGUUUUUCCAUCUGUCGUUUUGUAAACCAAUUGAAUGUAUUGAAAAAAAUUUGAUUGCGUUUCCCCACAAAGUUGAAAUUUUGAAAUAAUUCUCCAUCUUAUUAAAUGUACAAUAUAUCGACCCCUAAUUGCAAUUUUAUCGUAAGCGACAAAUUAUCGAAAACAUUUUUUUUUUUGCUGCAAAUAGGUUACAAAUAUUAGUUACAACGUCCUACGUCACAGACUUUGAAUAUUUACCGUUACGUAAAAAAUGCAAAAUGAAUUGUAUCGUUUGCUUUAUUUCCAAUUUGAGUUCCAACAAUUUUAUCGUAUUAGGGAAUUUACAUGAGGCGAUUUUACAGGCAGCUUUUAGUUGAAUGCGGCAGUUGCCUGGUGUAAAUGGCCUUUCAACUAAUCGUUUUCUAUGAAGUUGGCCAGCUGCCUACUUUCGUCCAACUUUUGAUUCAACUAAUCGCCUGUGAAAAUUGAAUCAUGUAAAUUCCCUAUAAGCAACCUUGUUCGUGCAGAAAUUAACAUAUUUAAUCCUUUCUUCUGUGACCGGCCAGAUAUAAAUUUUAUCAGUGCACUUGCAUAAUG
Molecule: messenger RNA, 2760 nt
Organism: Rhagoletis zephyria (snowberry fruit fly)
Lineage: Eukaryota; Metazoa; Arthropoda; Insecta; Diptera; Tephritidae
Product: solute carrier family 25 member 35-like
Source: RefSeq, a predicted model, not a curated record